AAUGAGCUGUCAAACCGGUACAGAGCGCGCACCCUGUACUAUAAAAAGUUUUUUUUUUCACAAAAAAGUCGAGAAGGUUUUUUCUAACAAUUUCCAGAAAUUGCAUUCAAUUAAACUCAAGUUCCGCCGGUGAAUCGAUUCUUUUAAAAUUUAAAGAAUUCACCAGUUGCCGAUAGAUUCUUAGUGUCUGAAAAUAAGCCAAGUGCAUCGAAACACUCAUACAAUAUGCCUGAACAAGAAGUACCCGGCCAAAUUGAUUUGUCUGGCGAUGGGGGAGUUUUAAAGACUAUGAUCCAGGAGGGAAAUGGUGACGAAAAGCCGCACGAUGGUUGCACGGUGUCAUUGCAUUACACUGGCACGCUGGUCGAUGGAACUGUAUUCGACUCGUCCGUUGAACGGAAUGAGCCGUUUGAGUUUGAAUUGGGCAAAGGUAGAGUCAUUAAGGGAUUCGAGAUGUUCAUACCGACGAUGCGAAAGGGAGAAAAAUCGGUUCUUACAUGUGCGCCUGAGUAUGGUUAUGGGCCAGCUGGCAGUCCGCCAAAAAUACCCGCAAAUUCAACGUUGCGAUUCGAGCUGGAACUACUAGGAUGGAAGCCAGAAGAUUUGAGCCCUAAAUCAGACGGUGGAAUCAUUCGUUACAUCAUCACACCCACAACGAAGAAAGGAAAAACUCCCAAUGAAGGUGGCUUGGUUGAAGCUCAUUUGAUCGGCAAAUUUGAAGAUCGAAUUUUCGAUGAACGCGACGUUUCAUUCGUAAUCGGCGAGGUGUCCGACGAUGAAAUCAUCACCGGUGUACAAACUGCGCUCCAAAAGUUCGGCAAAGACGAGACUUCGCGACUGGUCAUCAAACCGGAGUAUGCGUUUGGUGUAAAGGGUCACAAGGAAUGGAACAUUCCAUCGAAUGCAACGGUUGAGUACACAUGUACGUUGAAGAAUUUCGAAAAGGAAGUGAAAGCGUGGAAAUUGAAUGAAGAGGAAAGCAUCGAGCAAGCCAAGAUCUACAAGGAAAAGGGGACGAAAUUCUUGAAAGAUGAGAAAUUCACAUUGGCCAUCAAGAUGUAUGAGAAGAGCAACAGCUUUCUGUCGAAUUGCAGUAAUGAUGAAUCGAAGAUCCUGAAAGCUGCCGUGUUUUUGAACAUUGCCUUGUGCUACAGUAAAUUGGAAGAUCAUUUUGAAGUCAAGAAAGCGUGCAACACCGUCCUAGAGAUCGAUUCGAAGAAUGUCAAGGCAUUGUAUCGGCGAGGAACGUCCUGUCUGAAAUCUGGUGAGACGGAAACUGCGCUAGCUGAUUUCAACAAGGUUCUCGAAAUUGAGCCGCAAAACAAGGCUGCCAUGAAUCAAGUUACGCUAUGUAAGAGAGUGGUGAAAGAGUCACACGAGAAGGAGAAGAAGCUGUACGCAAACAUGUUCACCAAAUUUGCCAACGUCGAUAACGAGUAAUACCCAUUCUUCCCAAAAUAAUCAACCAACAACCCAACAUCAUUGCCAACAAAUUUAUACACACCAAUAAACACGGAUACACUACAUGCCUUCACUCGAAUAACAGAAAGAAAUAAAAGAUCGUAACAAAGACGACGUUUUGACAUCAUGCGGCGAAUGGAAUAUGGACGAUGAAGCGCGCAACGAAGCUUCCAAAGCUUUCGAAGAGGUCGAUCAAAAUGUUGUCAUGAUUUAAAUUUGAACUAAAUUGAUUGUAAUUGAUUCCAAUUUGGGGGCAAAAUUUAAUUGCAUUCGUAGCCGAAGAGGGAGGGGGGAUUGGAUUGCUUAAUUUUACGUUGUAUAAUCAAAACUAGUGUUUGGGAUUUGCAUUUUUCAAUUUUUUGUAUUAUACGAGUGUACCACGAAAAA
This is a messenger RNA of Bradysia coprophila, 1848 nucleotides long. It is a transcript of the gene Fkbp59, whose product is annotated as FK506-binding protein 59kD. The record is from RefSeq and is a predicted model, not a curated record. NCBI's taxonomy places the organism in Eukaryota, Metazoa, Arthropoda, Insecta, Diptera, Sciaridae. Gene Ontology annotation, molecular function: peptidyl-prolyl cis-trans isomerase activity; protein binding.